GCUCAACGGUACAGCAGGAGCCCUACAGCUCAGCUCCGCCGUGCUGGGAGCGCCCCAGGCCGCCUAGCAGGCGGGAAGCCCCGCAAGAUGCAACUGAGGGCCGCCAGGACAGCGGCGGGCCCGCAUUGGGCAGCCCCGCACUGGAGCGUCCGCUCCCCGUUGCUGCGCGACCAGACGCCGUGGGCUGCACCAACCGCGUCGCGUGGAGGGGGGGAAAGGCCGAGCUUUUUCUUCAUCUCCCUUCUCAAACCGCCUCCUCCUCGGGUGAAACACCCGCUGCAGAGCCUGGAAGGUGCCUUCGCUCCUUCCCACGUAUCCCCUGUGGGAGAUGUCAGCUCUUCAGAGCCGACUGCCACACCCGUGAGCGAGAUGCUACCGCCUACGACCCUCCCGCCCGCCGCUCUACGUGAGGCGGAUCGGACCGAUCAGGAUGGCCGUUGCUUGGUGGGGAACGAGCCAAUCGGGGAGGUCGUUGCUCGUGCGGGCGGCGACGUGCACAUCGAGCCGCGAUACCGGCAGUUCCCGGAGCUGACGCGGUCGCAGGUGGUGUGGAGCGAGCUGCUGAGCGGCUUCAUGUGGUUCUGGAUCCUGUGGCACUUCUGGCACAGCUCGGACAGCGUGCUGGGCCAUUUCCCGUACCCCGACUCCUCGGCCUGGACGGAUGAGGAGCUGGGCAUCCCGCCCGACGACGCCGAGUAACCGCAGUCGCAGAGGUGAAGGUCUGUGGAACUGUGGAGGCCCUGGAACUGAUGCUUUGCUCUGCUGUCCCGGUCUCAAUAAAGUGAGCUUUUGACAAAUGCU
Molecule: messenger RNA, 801 nt
Organism: Phasianus colchicus (ring-necked pheasant)
Lineage: Eukaryota; Metazoa; Chordata; Aves; Galliformes; Phasianidae
Source: RefSeq, a predicted model, not a curated record